AUGCCGGCGGUUUAUGGAGGUCCUUUGACAACCUUUGAGGAUUCUGAAAAGGAGAGCGAGUAUGGAUACGUUCGGAAGGUAUCAGGACCCGUGGUUGUUGCUGAUGGAAUGGCAGGAGCUGCUAUGUAUGAAUUAGUUCGUGUUGGACAUGACAACCUUAUUGGAGAAAUUAUUAGGUUGGAAGGAGAUUCUGCCACAAUUCAAGUUUACGAAGAAACAGCUGGGCUAAUGGUGAACGAUCCUGUUCUACGAACACACAAGCCUCUGUCAGUGGAAUUGGGUCCUGGAAUAUUGGGAAACAUUUUCGAUGGUAUUCAGAGGCCUCUAAAGACAAUUGCAAAACGAUCUGGUGAUGUCUAUAUUCCUCGUGGUGUAUCUGUCCCAGCCCUUGACAAAGAUAUCCUCUGGGAAUUUCAGCCCACGAAAUUGGGAGAGGGAGAUCUUUUAACAGGUGGAGAUUUAUAUGCGACUGUAUUUGAGAACAGUUUAAUGCAACACCAUGUUGCGCUUCCUCCUGAUGCUAUGGGAAAGAUAACCUACAUUGCUCCAGUCGGUCAGUACUCAUUAAAGGACACUGUUCUUGAGCUUGAGUUUCAAGGUGUCAAAAAGCAAUUUACUAUGCUUCAGACUUGGCCUGUGCGUACACCUAGACCUGUAGCCUCAAAGCUUGCUGCUGAUACUCCUCUCCUGACUGGGCAGCGUGUUCUUGAUGCUCUGUUCCCCUCCGUGCUUGGUGGUACGUGUGCCAUCCCUGGUGCUUUUGGUUGUGGAAAAACUGUCAUUAGUCAAGCCCUAUCUAAGUAUUCGAACUCCGACACUGUAGUUUAUGUUGGUUGUGGAGAAAGAGGAAAUGAAAUGGCAGAGGUGCUAAUGGAUUUCCCUCAAUUGACGAUGACACUGCCGGAUGGCAGGGAGGAAUCUGUUAUGAAGCGUACUACACUGGUGGCUAACACCUCAAAUAUGCCUGUGGCUGCUCGUGAGGCUUCAAUUUACACAGGAAUCACUAUAGCUGAAUAUUUCAGAGAUAUGGGCUAUAAUGUCAGUAUGAUGGCAGAUUCAACAUCUCGCUGGGCAGAAGCAUUGCGUGAAAUUUCAGGUCGAUUGGCUGAGAUGCCUGCAGAUAGUGGAUAUCCUGCUUAUUUGGCUGCACGUUUGGCAUCCUUUUAUGAGCGUGCGGGUAAAGUUAAAUGUCUUGGUGGGCCUGAAAGAAAUGGUAGUGUCACCAUUGUUGGUGCCGUUUCUCCUCCAGGAGGAGAUUUCUCUGAUCCUGUUACAUCUGCAACACUCAGUAUUGUUCAGGUUUUCUGGGGUCUAGACAAGAAAUUGGCACAAAGGAAACAUUUCCCAUCUGUAAACUGGCUUAUUUCUUACUCAAAGUAUUCAGGGGCUCUGGAAUCCUUCUACGAGAAGUUUGAUUCGGAUUUUAUUGACAUCAGGACAAAAGCUCGUGAAGUUCUGCAAAGAGAGGAUGAUUUGAAUGAAAUCGUGCAGCUAGUUGGAAAAGAUGCUUUAGCUGAAACAGAUAAAAUUACCUUGGAAACUGCAAAGCUCUUGAGAGAGGACUAUCUUGCACAGAAUGCAUUUACUCCAUAUGAUAAGUUCUGUCCAUUCUACAAGUCUGUUUGGAUGAUGCGCAAUAUUAUUCAUUUCUACAAUUUAGCCAAUCAGGCUGUUGAGCGAGGAGCUGGUAUGGAUGGCCAGAAGAUAACUUACACUCUUAUUAAGCAUCGUCUAGGAGAUUUAUUCUACCGUUUAGUUUCUCAGAAAUUCGAGGAUCCAGCUGAAGGAGAGGAAGCCUUAGUCUCGAAAUUUAAGAAACUUUACGAUGAUUUAUCUGCUGGUUUCCGCAACCUUGAGGAUGAAACCCGUUCUCAGAAAUUUGAGGAUCCAGCUGAAGGAGAGGAAGCCUUAGUCUCGAAAUUUAAGAAACUUUACGAUGAUUUAUCUGCUGGUUUCCGCAACCUUGAGGAUGAAACCCGGUAA
Molecule: messenger RNA, 1983 nt
Organism: Fraxinus pennsylvanica
Lineage: Eukaryota; Viridiplantae; Streptophyta; Magnoliopsida; Lamiales; Oleaceae
Source: the annotation of a GenBank genome assembly